Myiozetetes cayanensis is the source of this 930-nucleotide messenger RNA. It is a transcript of the gene CD8B, whose product is annotated as CD8 subunit beta. Gene Ontology annotation, cellular component: cell surface. Gene Ontology annotation, biological process: regulation of immune response. Gene Ontology annotation, molecular function: coreceptor activity; MHC class I protein binding. The record is from RefSeq and is a predicted model, not a curated record. Lineage: Eukaryota; Metazoa; Chordata; Aves; Passeriformes; Tyrannidae.
AUGUCCUGGCAGUCCCGGGAAGAUGGAGACGGUCGCUGCAGAGUUCCAGCAGAUCUCGGCACCUUUGAGGGAAAGGGGGUUUGAGGUCCCCUGUGCAGUGCUAGACGUGGGGUUCAGCGUGGAAGAAGCUGCCGUGCUGAGGCUCCAGGUGCUGCCGUGGCAGAUGCGCUUUGGCAGCCGUUGGUGAGACAUCUGCGCUGGGACGGGGAAGAACUUCCUGAGGUGAAGCCAUCCCUUCCAACAGGAGGUGACUGUGGGUGGAGAAGGGGAGCUGGCACAAACCCCUCUGUCACUGACUCUGCCACCAUGGCCCGGCCGUGGCUCCAUCUCUGCAUCUGCCUCCAGAUCCCAGGCUUCUGUACAAACCUACUCUUAUCCCAAACUCCAGAGCAUAUUUUAGCCCAGACUAACAAUAAAACAGAAAUCCUCUGUGAGCUGAAGAAGGAGCACACUGGGCUGUACUGGUACCGCUGGAGCCAGGAGAGGCAAAUCUUCGAGUUCCUGAUAUUUUCCAACUUGAUGGGCAAAACCACAUAUGGUGCAAACAUCAGCCAGGACAAGUUUAGUGUCCAUGGGACAAAUGCCCACAACUCCUACAGCCUGCACAUCAGCCACCUCCGUGCCUCGGACAACGGCAUCUAUUACUGCUCCGUCUCCCAGUCCUCCCAGCUCUUCCUGGGCAGUGGGACACAGCUCAAUGUGGUGGAUGUUUUGCCUCUGCCUUCAAAGACCACUCAGACACCGGUCUCCAAAAAGCCCAUGAGGUGCAUAACCAAGUGCAAAGCUAUCAGCAAGAAAGGUCCCUGCAGCCCCCUGAUCUGGAUCCCUCUGGCUGCUGGUGUCCUGCUCCUCCUGCUGAGCCUGAUCUCCAUCGCCCACCGUCUCCACCGCAUUCGGCGCAGGCUGUGGCUGCGCAUCCACCGGCAGUAA